CAGUCCCUCGCUGGUAACAGUACUUCAACAAAAGAUAUCCUAGGGUCUGAUGCCCUAACAAUGGCGGACAGUCCAUCACCGCUGCCACCAUAUAAUAGCGUAUGGACUAAACGAGCAGCCGUCGCAGAUGAGUGGUUACGCCAACACAAAGUUGUUGUUUCGGCAACGUCAGCCUCUGUCAUUUCGACCUUUGCAGGCUUCCCUCUCGAUUCUCUCAAGUCGCGACUGCAGUCAUCACGCGAGAAGGUAUCUAUACCUAGACUAGCAACCGAAGUCGUUAGAGAAGAAGGUAUCGGAGGACUGUGGAGAGGGUUCCCUUUACCACUUAUAACGAUAUCGAUUGUCCGAACAAUAUCUUUUACUAUUUACAGCUCAACCAAGCGUAUUCUUAAUUCUACACGUUUACCCAGCGGACCACCAAAAUCGGACCAUAAACUUACCGAUAAUGGCCGUUCCGGUAGCAAAGAUGGAAGCGACGAGAAGGGUCCAUGGAUAAACAUACAUUUAGGAUGGUUUUCGGGGGAUAAUGCGAAGGAUAUCGGGAUCACAAGUCUUUUAGCGGGAGCUGCUAGUGGGGCUGUAGUCUGUGUAGGAAGCGCGCCAUUUGAGCUUGUCAAGGUUCGAAGACAAUUAGAAUACCAGAUCUACCGUGAUUCCCAUCCCGAGCUCUUUCUCAAUCCAUCUGCAGCCACGGCUGGCUCCGGCUCCAAAGCAGCUGGUGUCCCGCGCACUCCUUCAUUCACUCCUCCAACGACACUUCAAGCGGUCAAACUCAUCGUUAAUUCCAAUGGCCUACGCGGCUUGUACACUGGUUGGAGGCUCCAUUUCGUUCGCGAUACGCUAGGAACAGCUCUAUACUUUGCAGAGUAUGAUGUUAUGCGCUAUUAUCUUGGCCGACAAAAGACAAAAACUAGAGAAGACGGAGGAGGAGGAUUUGGUCAUGAUGUGCAGGGAGAUUUGCCAGAUUGGGCAAGAGCUUGGUUGCCGAGGCAGGCUAUACCGUUCUUGUGUGGAAGUGUGGCGGGAGUUUCGAGUUGGGCGCUGAUAUAUCCUGUUGAUGCGAUAAAAACUAAGGCUCAACAGAGAGCUUUGUCAGGAUUAACGCCGCGCACACCUACUGAACAAUUUCACCGCUUAGUACGAGGAACGGGCAAGGAUAGCCCAAAGCCAUUAUUAUCUGGUAUCGCCCGAUUGUACCGAGGACUUGGGAUCUCAAUGAUCCGUUCAAUGCUCACCCACGGACUGUUAUGGACGCUUGUGGAUGCUGUAGGCUCCUACAUUGAGACAAAACCUUGCGAAAGGUACUUUGGAGUCGACAUUCCUUUAUAGAGGCAUCACACUUAUUUUAGCAACCGAAGAAAAAGGCACAACUAACACGUGCUUUUUUCUUAUGUGGGUUAGAUGCAUUAGCAGCAUCCGACAGACAAGGCGAGCCUAGGGCCAGUACAGUAUAGACAGAAGAAGAAGACGUGGAUGGACACUGUCCCAAUGACGGCGAGCUCUUCUGGAUAGUCAAACCAUUAAUCAACUGUAGCAAUAU
Cryptococcus deneoformans JEC21 is the source of this 1540-nucleotide messenger RNA. RefSeq lists its product as hypothetical. NCBI's taxonomy places the organism in Eukaryota, Fungi, Basidiomycota, Tremellomycetes, Tremellales, Cryptococcaceae. Gene Ontology annotation, molecular function: transmembrane transporter activity. The coding region runs from base 61 to 1329 and encodes 422 amino acids. The record is from RefSeq and is a predicted model, not a curated record. The transcript is spliced from 9 exons. Gene Ontology annotation, biological process: transport.